Colletotrichum orchidophilum is the source of this 1404-nucleotide messenger RNA. RefSeq names its product replication factor C. NCBI's taxonomy places the organism in Eukaryota, Fungi, Ascomycota, Sordariomycetes, Glomerellales, Glomerellaceae. Bases 1 to 1404 code for a protein of 467 amino acids. Gene Ontology annotation, biological process: DNA-templated DNA replication; DNA repair. The transcript is spliced from 2 exons. Gene Ontology annotation, molecular function: DNA clamp loader activity; ATP binding; DNA binding. Gene Ontology annotation, cellular component: Rad17 RFC-like complex; Elg1 RFC-like complex; DNA replication factor C complex. The record is from RefSeq and is a predicted model, not a curated record.
AUGCCAAAGCUGUCGGCAGUUUUGCCGGAGGCAUAUUACCUAAGUGGUGGGGCAUCCACUGGCGAAGCUGAAGUGGUCACGUGCAUCCAGAUCCUGCUACGCGUUUGCGACGCGUCUCCCAAGCAGAUGCAUCACGUCGAGAUCUCUGGCUUGCAACUCUGGCAGACUUCCACCACUUCGCAUCCCCGCACAUCCCUCAUUAGCCUUCCCCGCACCACAGCCAACAUGUCUGACUUCGAAGAUGAGAUGGAUGUCGAUGUUCCUGUGUCUAAGGACAUUACCUUUUCCUCGGACACCAAGCAGGGCAAGCGCAGCGCCGCCAACCUCCCCGUCGAAGCUGAAGACAGUCUGCCAUGGGUUGAAAAGUACCGCCCAGUGAGCCUAAACGACGUUUCCGGCCACCAGGAUAUCCUCACCACGAUUAACAAGUUUGUCGACUCAAACCGCCUCCCCCACCUCCUCCUCUACGGGCCUCCGGGAACCGGCAAGACCUCGACGAUUCUUGCUCUGGCUCGACGCAUCUACGGCACCGAGAACAUGCGGCAGAUGGUCCUCGAACUCAACGCCUCAGACGAUCGCGGAAUCGACGUCGUCCGCGAGCAGAUCAAGACCUUUGCCUCGACAAAACAAAUCUUUACCCUCGGGCCCUCGACCAAGUCGGGUAGCGGCGGCGGAAUGGCGUCGUACAAGCUCAUCAUCCUCGACGAGGCCGAUGCCAUGACGAAUACGGCCCAGAUGGCGCUGCGCCGCAUCAUGGAGAAGUACACCGUCAACACGCGCUUCUGCAUUAUUGCAAACUACUCGCACAAACUCUCACCAGCAUUGCUAUCAAGAUGCACAAGGUUCCGAUUCAGUCCAUUGAAGGAGCGUGAUAUUAGAGUCUUGGUGGACAAGGUCAUCGAGGAGGAGCAUGUCAAGAUCAUUCCUGACGCGACGGACGCAUUGGUGAAGCUUAGCAAGGGCGACAUGAGACGAGCGCUCAACGUACUCCAGGCAUGUCACGCCUCAAGUACACCGCUGCAACCCAAGAACGCACCCAAGGUGGCCGAGGCCGACAUUGUGAGGGAGACCAUCUCCACCGAGACCAUAUACAACUGCAUUGCCGCCCCUCAGCCUGACGCAGUGCAGGAGAUUCUGGACGUUCUCCUGAGCACAACGGACGUGACAUCUUGCCUGAACACGAUCAACACAUUAAAGGUGUCACGGGGUCUCGCCCUCGCAGACAUUAUUACGGCUUUGGCAGAGCAGCUGGCGACGCUCGAGGUCAAGCCGGAGAUUAUGAUCAAAUGGCUUGAUGGACUAGCAGACAUUGAGCACAGGGUAGCCGGCGGCGGCAGCGAGACAGUGCAGACGGGAGCCGUGGUGGGCGUCAUCCGGAGCGGAGCCGAAUUAAUGAGCAAAUAA